AAUACCCCACUCCAUAUCGCAUGCAUACAGGGCAACUCAGACGUGUUUGAUGAGCUGACCACAAAAUCCUCGGUGGAUAUCGAGCUUAUCAAUGAGAAGGGAGAGAAGCCAAUCCAUUUGGCAGCUCAAAAUGGCAAUGUUCAUAUAGUGAUGCAGCUCUUGGGAAUGGGGGCGUCGAAAAACGUUCGUAAUGAUGAGCAGUUUGAUCCUCUGCAUCUAGCCGUUCGAGGAGGCCAUCUCGAUUUGGUCAGAAAGCUCCUU
Molecule: messenger RNA, 261 nt
Organism: Aspergillus steynii IBT 23096
Lineage: Eukaryota; Fungi; Ascomycota; Eurotiomycetes; Eurotiales; Aspergillaceae
Product: ankyrin repeat domain-containing protein
Exons: 1
Molecular function (GO): protein binding
Source: RefSeq, a predicted model, not a curated record